AUGGCUACAUAUCCCCCAGGUCGUCGCUCCCACCGGAAGUCACGGGCCGGCUGUGUGCAAUGCAAAAAACGAAAAGUCAAGUGUGAUGAAAACAAGCCACACUGCCAUAACUGUGAGAGGCAUGGGGUAGGCUGCUCCUUUGCUAGCGCUUCCCGGGCGCCCUCCACAACACCUGUGGACUUUGCAGAGUCACCCGCGGUGCCCUCUGGCCCAGAAAGUGCAGCAUCUAGAAUGACUACGAUACUGCCUCCAAUUCACCCAAUCAUACCCCAGAGCUUGCCAAGUAUGCAUUCAUUAGCGCCCUUUCCCACAUUGGCAGUUUUUGAUCUGGAACUUUUACACUACUACACAACUUCAACUUGCUACACAUUAUCCCGAAGUCCAGCAGUUCAAACAGUCUGGCGCGAAGAAGCACCUCGAAUUGGGUUCUCAGAACCCCUGGUCCUGCACUCACUGCUGGCUCUCACCGCGCUGCAUCUAGCUCGCUCCGAUGAAUCCCGACGCGCGAGCUGUCUUGCACACGCGCACAUGCAUCACAACAUGGCAGUGCGAGAGGUUGUCCCGUUAGUCGCAUCACUAGCGCAGGAUAACGGCGCUGCUCUAUUCAUGUUCUCUACACUGACUUGCAUGUUCUCCUGCGCCAAACCAUCCGAAGAAGGCCAGUUCCUUGUUCUUUUCGAGCGCGGCGAUCUAUCAGAUUGGGCGCGUUUCUUCCGGGGAACAAAAACCAUCAUCCAGAGCAGUGGAGAGGAUCUGGCCAAGGGGAGGCUGGCCCCUAUCUUCAUGAAUGGCACCUUCGUAGCGGCUGCUUACCGCUCGCCACAGGCGCUUGAGCACGGCAAGCCGUAUGUCUGGGAGUUGCGGGAGAUAGUACGGAGCGAAUGCUCGUCGGAUCCGCAGCUCCGACGUAUCUAUCAGGAGGCUUUGGAUGAAUUAGGGCGAACGCUGGCUCUAACGAUACGGCCUGAUAGCAUGCGCAGACUUGAGACUGCCGACGUUUUCCGAUGGUUGCUUGAUAUUUCGGAUGAUUAUUUGAAUCUUGUGUGUCAGGAAGAGCCUAUUGCAUUGAUUAUAUUUGCCCAUUGGUGUGCGGCUAUUCGUCAGAUCGAGUGGAUGUGGUGGAUGGAGGGUUUGAGCUCGCGUCUUCUUGCACAGCUCUCUUCUGUGUUGGAUGUGAAAUACAGGGAGUGGCUUCGGUGGCCCGAUGAAAUUAUCAAUGGGAGACAGGACCUCAUAUGA
Penicillium salamii is the source of this 1239-nucleotide messenger RNA. The record is from the annotation of a GenBank genome assembly. Lineage: Eukaryota; Fungi; Ascomycota; Eurotiomycetes; Eurotiales; Aspergillaceae.